Molecule: messenger RNA, 1877 nt
Organism: Psammomys obesus (fat sand rat)
Lineage: Eukaryota; Metazoa; Chordata; Mammalia; Rodentia; Muridae
Gene: Hdhd5
Product: haloacid dehalogenase like hydrolase domain containing 5
Exons: 8
Coding region: 16-1278 (420 amino acids)
Biological process (GO): glycerophospholipid biosynthetic process
Cellular component (GO): mitochondrion
Source: RefSeq, a predicted model, not a curated record
CGCGCGGCGGGCGCGAUGGCUGCGCGCGGCGGGCUGUUGGUGCUCGGUGCCCGUCGCCGUCCGUGGACCCUGCCUGCGCGCCUGGCUGCGGGGUUCCACGGCUGCUGGCCCCGGAGGGGCUACAUCGUGGGCCGCGCUGAGAGCCCGCCCACCUUUGGCUUCCUAUUUGACAUUGAUGGAGUGCUAAUUCGAGGCCACCGAGUGAUCCCAGCUGCUCUGGAAGCAUUCCGUAAGCUGGUAAACUCCCAGGGCCAGCUUCGGGUACCUGUGGUUUUUGUCACAAAUGCUGGGAACGUCUUACCACAAAGCAAAGCCCAGGAGCUGUCAGCCCAGUUGGGGUGCGAGGUGGAUCCAGACCAAGUCAUUCUCUCUCACGGUCCCAUGAGGUGGUUCUUGCAGUACCACAACAGGCGGAUGCUCGUGUCGGGGCAGGGGCCCCUGAUGGGAAACGCCAGAGCACUAGGCUUCCGGAAUGUGGUGACAGUAGAGGAGCUGCGAAUGGCCUUCCCAGAGCUGGACAUGGUGGACCUCGAGCGGCGGCCGAAGACCACGCCCCGGAGGAGUGACUUCCCUGCCAUUGAAGGGAUUCUCCUUCUUGGGGAGCCAGUCCGCUGGGAGACAAGCCUGCAGCUGAUUAUGGAUGUCCUUCUUAGCAAUGGAAACCCUGAGAAUGGCCUGGCAACAGCUCCUCCAUAUCCUCACCUCCCUGUCCUGGCUAGCAACAUGGAUCUCUUGUGGAUGGCUGAAUCUAAGAUGCCCAGGUUUGGCCAUGGCACCUUUCUGCUAUGCCUGGAAGCCAUCUACCGGAAAGUGACAGGCAAGGAGCUGAAAUACGAGGGCCUGAUGGGCAAACCCAGCAUCCUCACUUACAAGUAUGCAGAGGACAUGAUCAGGCAGCAGGCUGAGAAGCGGGGCUGGGCCGCCCCCAUCAGGAAUCUCUAUGCUAUAGGAGAUAACCCUAUGUCUGAUGUCUACGGUGCUAACCUGUACCACCAGUACCUGCAAAUGGAAAAGCAUGGAGAGGAGGAACAAGGGACUGGUGGACAGCUGAAGCAGCGGCCUUCAGCAGCCCAGAGCUGUGCCUCCAUCCUGGUAUGCACUGGCAUAUACAAUUGUCAGGACCCAGGCUCCCAAGUGCCUAACCCUGGACCGACAGACCUUCCAUUCCAUGGGCACCGUGACUACAGCUUCAGUCCAGAGCUCCUAGAGGCGUCCCACAUCGUCCGUGAUGUGAAUGAAGCUGUGCAGCUGGUGUUCCACAAGGAGGGUUGGGCUUGAGAGGAAGGAGACACGUCAGAGGCUCAGGGAUGUUGGUGCGUGCACCUCAGGGACUCCUGUGUGCCAGGUCACAGGCAUCAAGUCUAGCCUGGGCCCUUGCCACUAUUUCCUGGGAUAAAGACUACAACUUUGGUACUACUAAAUGACCUUUUGGCAGCAUUUCAGGAGGGACAGAUUUCUGGUCCCUUUGUGUGUGUCUCUUACAGUCUAACCUCAUGCCGGUUCUUAACUUUGUGCCUCAGUGUCCUCUCAGUGAGGACUUCCCCCCCCCACCCCCCACCCCCAGACAGGGUCUCACUGUUGUAGCUCUAGCUGUCCUGAAACUCACUAUGUAGACCAGACUGGCCUGAAACUCAGCUCUGCCCACCUCUGCCUCCCAUGUGCUGGGAUCAGAGGUGUGCGCCACCUACCUGCCUCGGUAAGGACUUGAAAAAGCAAGAGCACAGUGUAAAGUUACACGGAAACCUGUGGAGAGUCUGUGCUGCAGGCCACCGCAGUGUUUCUAGCACGCGUGGAAGUUUUUACUGUAUCUUAGCGUGUUUCCCAGAGACUUUGGGGCUUUUUCUUUUUUAAAUUAAAAACUAUCCUAAUAUUUGUUA